AUGCUUUCUAUCACCCUCCUCGCCGUCGCCCUCACCGCACCCAUGAGCCUAGCGGCCUGGGGUGACUACUGCAACACCAACCUCAAAGCAGGCGACCCCACGUCCAACUUCAAUGGUGUCUGUGUGUGGACUUCUGAAUGCCACGGAGCCUACGGCCAGACCGGCAAACCUAUCCCGGGCGCCUGCCCUAACGAUCCGGCCGACGUCCAGUGCUGUUUCGCCCCAAGCUGUAUGUGGGUGAGGGACAACCUGUGCCCCGGUGACGACACCGUCAAGUGCGCGCCCACGGGAUGGUGCUUCAACUUUGCCACGGGCGAAUGCCCCGGUGGGCCUGGGUUCCGUACCCCGCUCGAUCCGUACAAGGAUGAGAACGGCCAAUACGUCAGGUGCUACGAACAGGCGUGA
Vanrija pseudolonga is the source of this 405-nucleotide messenger RNA. RefSeq lists its product as uncharacterized. Lineage: Eukaryota; Fungi; Basidiomycota; Tremellomycetes; Trichosporonales; Trichosporonaceae. Gene Ontology annotation, molecular function: 2 iron, 2 sulfur cluster binding. The coding region runs from base 1 to 405 and encodes 134 amino acids. The record is from RefSeq and is a predicted model, not a curated record. The transcript has 2 exons.